Cuscuta europaea is the source of this 5765-nucleotide messenger RNA. The record is from the annotation of a GenBank genome assembly. Lineage: Eukaryota; Viridiplantae; Streptophyta; Magnoliopsida; Solanales; Convolvulaceae.
GGAAAAUAUUUUUGGGAACGGAGGGAGUACUAUGAAAAUGUCAAUUGAGCCCACCAACUCAAAUAUCACCCAAUUAAGCAUGUGAACUUGUAAAAAACAUUCAAAUCAGUUUUCUAACGGGUAAUCAACUAGUCAUCGGGUAAAUGACACGUGGCGACACGUGACGACAAGUGGUGACACGUGACGACACAUUGACAUUUUCUUUCUUCUUUCCUUGUUCCCUCCUCUCUCUUCCCGUUGACUCCUUCUUCGCCCGGUUACAGAGUAUUUUCUUUUGCUUUCAUUUGGGUCUCUUCGGCAUUGAUUUAAUUACAACCCCAAGCUCCCCCGUUUCGCACUUUACUUUCAUUUUGGAUACACAACUAACACAAGAAAUGAAGACAAAUAAGAACAAUAAAUAAAACAGCAAAUUGGUGAGAAUAGAUGGAGAAGAUCGAGACUUCAUGAGACGGAACAUUGGUGAGAAAUGAAAGGAUGACAACGUUCAGUGAAGACAACUGGUGCUCUGUUUGUCGGAAUUUGGCCGGAGAAGACGACCGGCGCUCUCUUUGACGGAAGUUGGCCGGAGAAGACGACCGGCGCUCAGUUCCCAGGCGGAUGAACCAUGGAACAACGGCGGUGGCGUUCAGGAAGCGGCAUCGUGGUGGUGAUUGUAAAAUAAAUAAGGAAUGAAAGAAAGGGUAAUAAAGAAAGGCGCAGGUCGCAGGAGGGGGAAGAUGGGGGAGUCGGGAGAAGAAAAGGAUUGGGGAAGAAAGAGAGGAAGAAAGAAAAUAAAGAAAGAGGGGGAGAAACAAAAAAUGAUGUCACGUUUUUUUUAUAUGUGGUCGUUUAACUUUGUCAUUUAAUUGUGUCAUUUCUUCUGAUUUUCUUUUUUAGACCGUCCAAAUUCAUAUUCAUUCACAUUUUUCUUACGCAACUAAAACAAAAACAAUAUAUUUUCCUAUUUAAGUUCAUAAAAGUACCGGGCUAUGUGACACUUUUUCAUAUUUAAUCGGGUCCUGAAUAAAAUGCUACUACUAGGUAAUUUAGCUUGGAGCCAUAUGAAACAGUUAUUAAACGGUCACUCGAGAGGCUAGAUAUUGGCGUUGCAGAAAAAUCAUCAAGAUUCAUAAGAAUUCCAGUGGAAAAACUCAAGUAGUCAAGCGUGGCGAUCAGGUAAGUUGCGAUUGCAAUUACACCCAUUCAAUUCAAUACUACAUGCGUAAAUUCUUGUAGUACUCGUUUGAGACUUGAGAGGGAAUAAUGAUGUCACUUUCAUUUUAAAAAAAUCAGUUUGGUUUAGAUAAAGAUUGCCUGUAUUUAUGCAUUUACCCUGUGGUUGAAACUGAGAUGUCUUGAAAGGUCAGUAGCAUUUACCGGCCGAGAAUCACUCAUCAGUCUUUAUCUACAAACUGACGAAGCGAUGCUAUUUUAUUCUCCUUUCCCCCAAUUCCCCAAAGAUCCAAUUUUUAUGUAUCUGCAUAUUCAUUCCUUAUCAUUACUACUGAGUAUUACGGAAUAUUAUUUUAUCAAUUACCGAAAAUAUGAACAGGUGAACAAUUGCAAACGUGUGACCAAAACUUCUCUCAACCGUUUCCUCCUCUCAUACCAAUAAUUUUUUAACUUUAUCCUUGGAAUCUUCUACCUCUCCAGAUUUCGGUAUUCUUGAUUUUCUGCUAAUGUGGGUCGUGUAAUCUGGGCUUGAUCCAAGAUUUUGUCACAUUACGAGUUAAACCUGGGUGGCACUGAUUUGAAUUUGACCGACUUGGGAUUGCUUGACGUUUGGAUAUAGUGAUAAAUAUAUGCAGAUUGUUAGUUACAUUGACAGGGAAAAGAGAAAAAGAUUCAUUCUUUUCUCUUCUGAGGAUUCAGAUAGGGCUAGUUUUGGUCUUUUGGAGGCGGCAUUUGGGUUUGUGGAAGUUAGGUAGGUUUUGAGGGUUGGAAUCAUGGGCUGUAUGUGCGCAAAGGGGGUAGUAUCAGGACAUAAGCUACCAGGGAAACGUGGUAUGGGGAAGGAGAGAGAACCCAAAAUACUGUCUUCAAAACUGUCCAAUUCAUCUUAUAGAAAGGAGAAAGUAGUUAUGGAGGUUGAUGAUGGCACUAAUGAGGUCACUACCCCAUUAAUAUCACCACAUGCUAGUUUGGAUGAGCUGAAGCUUGUUGGAACAUAUACUCAAAUGAGCGGGCCCAUUAUGGAUGAUGGAGGGGCGGAUGGGGUGGAACUGUCACAUCAGUUGACGGACUGUGUGUUUGGCAUGAGGAAUGGAGUUGAGGGUGCACAAGUUGCUGCGGGAUGGCCUUCGUGGUUAACUGCUGUGGCAGGGGAAGCUAUCAACGGGUGGGUCCCUAGAAAAGCGGAUUCAUUUGAGAAAUUAGAUAAGAUUGGUCAAGGGACAUAUAGCAGUGUGUAUAGAGCUCAUGACCUCGAAGCUAAAAAAGUAGUUGCCUUAAAGAAAGUACGGUUUGUGAACAUGGAUCCAGAGAGUGUUCGUUUUAUGGCAAGAGAGAUUAUUAUUCUACGUAGGCUGGACCACCCGAAUGUGAUGAAGCUUGAAGGUCUAGUGACUUCCCGAGUUUCGGGACAUUUGUAUCUUGUGUUUGAAUACAUGGAGCAUGAUCUUGCAGGUCUAGUGUCUUCUCCAGGAAUCGGGUUUACAGAAUCACAGAUAAAGUGCUAUAUGCAACAACUGUUUCAUGGGCUUAAACACUGCCAUAGCCGUGGGGUUUUGCAUCGUGACAUAAAGGGUUCAAAUCUUUUGAUUGACAACAAUGGUAAUCUCAAGAUUGGCGAUUUCGGACUUGCAACAUUUGUUAGUACCAAUCAGCCACUGACAAGUCGUGUUGUCACUUUGUGGUAUCGGCCACCAGAACUCUUGCUUGGUGCCACUGACUAUGGAGUAGCAGUUGAUUUGUGGAGCUCGGGUUGCAUCCUUGCUGAAUUAUUUGCUGGAAAACCUAUUAUGCGUGGAAGAACUGAGGUACUUGUGUAGUUCUGGGGUUGCAAGGAUUAUGGUAUCAAUAAUUUUUCUUGAUUUAAUACCAGAUUUUGGGCCCGUAUGGUAAGGAUUAUUUUCGUUGAAGUUGCUGAAUUUUCUCAAGUGAAAGCAUUUGGUAUAAAAAGUUUCUGCUUAUUAUGGUGUAAUAAAUGCGGUAUUGUUCUUACCAAAUGGGGUCUUGGUCCUCAACCAUGUGAUAGGAAUCAGGCCUAUUAGGUUAAUAAUAGAAAUAAUAAUAAUAAUAACAACAACAACAACAAUAAUAAUAAUAAAGUGUACAUGUAGUAUAAAUAGAAGGGGAGGGGUGGAAAAGAGGAGGCUGUUUGACAGUUAGAUUGUUGGACUGGGAGAAUAGAGAUACACUCUCUUUCUUUGGGGCUUCGUUGUGCUGGUUUUCACCAUUAAUGAAGUUUGAGUUGUUUCUUGAAUACUUUUCAUCUUUUCUGUAAAUCUUUUAUAUACCUGGAGUUGUUCUAGCACCAUGCAAUCAAUUCCACAUUUUAUGUAACUUAUGCUUUGACCACAUAGCUACCUGGUUUAGUUUCACGUGAUCAAAUCUGAAUGCUGUACAAAAAGAGAGUAAAAAACUGAAAAGUUUCAUCUGUGGCAUCGCAAUCUGCAACCAUUCCAUAGUAUUUUUUAUAUCAUUGUUCUUUAAGGAGAAUAUAGGGAUUUUUCUCAUGGAGGCUAAAUCAGGAAAUAACAUGAAAUUAAGAUAAAAUAUUGGUCAAAUUGAAAGUUGAAGAUUAGAUGUGGAAUCAACAGAAUAGUCAAGGACUAUGGAAUAAAGUCAAUUAUGUUUUUUCUCUAGGAAAUAUUUGGGGUUGAAUGCUCAAUUUGAACCCUAUUCACUAUUUUGACAAAUAUGUUUGAUCGUUUUAAUAUAACAUCUGGUGAGAUUGAUUAUAGCCUGGUGAGAUUGCUUAAAUCGUAUGGUCAUUUGGAACAUAUCAAUUUUGGACCCAAGCCUUUUCUCUAAGCCUGGCCUGCUCACACGUAAAAUAAUAACACUGAAAUGAAAACCUUGACCAGUGGUGAAAUAGUGAAUGUUUAAGGGAAUAGGAGGCAGAAGAAUCGUUUUGAAUGUUGUCAUUGGCUCAUUGCAAUUAAAGAUAGAUCAGAAGCUGAUGAACUACACCAUUCUUUGAAGUUCUGUUUGGGUGAAUUGUUCUGGAGGAGGAGGCUUAGUUUACUUCUUAAUAAAUAGAAUGAUUCUAGUAACAAAUAAGAGCUUAUUAGUUGUGUUAGGAUCACAUAUUAUGUUAAUUUUUUCAAAUAUUUUGAAGAUUCUUGGGUUGUAUGUUUGGUUCAGCUGACUCUGCUACAGAAAAUUUCGAGUCUAUUUGAUCUCUUUUAUUCCAAGAAAACCUGAACAAUUUAGGGGAUGCCUGUUAAGUGCGUGAGUCAGAGACCUCAUCCAAGGACGUGAACGGGGUUGACCACAGGUUGAACAACUGCAUACAAUCUUUAAACUCUGUGGUUCACCAUCUGAUGAAUACUGGACAAAAUCAAAACUGCCACACACAACCAUUUUCAAACCUCAGCAACCUUAUAAACGUCGUUUUGCAGACACAUUCAAAGAUUUCCCUCAUUCGGCGUUAUCCAUUCUGGAGUCUCUUCUUGCUUUUGAACCUGAGUGUAGGGGUUCUGCAUCCUCAGCUCUUCAAAGUGAGUUCUUCACAACACAACCUCUUCCAUGUGAUCCAUCUUCUUUGCCAAAGUAUCCGCCAAGCAAGGAAUUUGAUUCCAAGAUGCGUGAUGAUGAAGUGAGACGGCAAACACAUGGCUGUAAUAAGGAUGCCAAAGUGUCUAAAGCUUUGCCAGCACCAGAUGCCAACCCUGAGUUGAGAUCAUCCUUGCAGAACUUCCAAGGGCAGUCAAACUCCAAGUGUGUCAGCGAGCAGAAUGAUCCCGCAGAAAGGGGUAGUUCAGUCUUUCCAGAUCUGCCGUCUAGAGGCUCUUUACAUGGUGAUCAUUUUGCGGGCCACGGGGGAUGGGACGAGGUUGGUUCUCUGGGCUAUGGUGCAGAGCUGAGAACACAGAGAUCAUACAGACCUCAGAGAGGAGGGGGAGGAGGAGCUGAGCUAUCCCAAUUUUCAAAUUCAAUGGCAGCUAGUUGUGGUAGUUCUAGAUUUCAUCUCACCAAAGAUGGUGGCAUCCAAUCACAUUGGCCCAAUAAGCAGUUUGGAACAAAAUAUAACCCGUUAAAUGAUCCAGAGUCUUCUCAUUCUUUGCUUGGGAUAAGAGGAAACCACGGCUCCAAAAAGGACACGCAUCCGUCUAGAAAGGAGUAUACAAUGGGUUUUGGUCCAAAGGGUGCCCGAAUGCACUACUCUGGCCCUUUGCUUACACCAGGAGGAAACAUAGAAGAAAUCCUUAAGGAGCACGAGAAACAAAUCCAAAAUGCAGUCCGCAAAGCUCGUCUCAAUAAUACCAAACCAACAAGAGUAUACAAUGACCAAACAGCAUCUCUACUGCAUUACGUGGGGACAACAGGACGGUGAGGCAAAGCAAUACACAGCAGUGUUUGGAUAAGAAGAUUUUGCAUAGUGCAGUGACAAAUGCUCAAAGGAAUGGGUAAAAAAAUCCAUUGCCUGGUUGGGAGAACUUCUCUUUUGUACAGUGUAUGGUUUGAUUUUCCUUUUGUAUUAAGGAGACUAAGGAGACUAGUAGCUCACCCGAUGCACGACAAAAAGCUUAAAUUCAUAUAAUUAAAAAAAUAUUCUCAAAAAGCAUAUUGUUAAAUCAAUUAAAAGAAUUAAAGUUCAAUAAGAAACAUCUACAAAUUUU